Messenger RNA from Vicugna pacos (alpaca), 1457 nucleotides. The record is from RefSeq and is a predicted model, not a curated record. NCBI's taxonomy places the organism in Eukaryota, Metazoa, Chordata, Mammalia, Artiodactyla, Camelidae.
CACCACGCCCACCACAGGCCCCGCCCCGCGGCAUGACCGGAAGUGCGCGGGGCCCCCAAGAUGGCGCCCGAAACCCGGAAGUGAGCGCGACCGCGGCGAAGCUCGGAGAAACGGAGGCGCCGCGGGCUCCGCGCCCGGCCGGACCCGGGUCCGAGGUCGUGAUGCCGCCGCCGCGGAGCAAGAAGCCCAGAUAGAUGCCCCUGCGGCCCGGGUCGCGGAGCCGCCCGAUGCUGGCAGCGCGGCCCGCUAUGGACGGGGAGUUCCCUCAGCACGAGCCCCCACCAGCCGGCAGUGUCCUUUACCAGCCCGCGCCCCUGCAGGCCCCGCUGUGCGGGUCUGGCGUCCAGAACGCCAUGCUGCACUGCUCGUGGUGGAGCCCCUUCUCGCCUGCGGCAUAUCCAGCCUUCUCCAGUGAAAGCCACCAGUUCAUGAACUCCUCCUCCUUCAUCGUGGGCCAGCCCUGCGCAGACACCAGCUAUGGCCCUGCCGCCGCCAGCCCCAGCUUCCCUCCAAAGAGCAGCGACUUUCCUCAGGACACCUCGUACCUCGAUGACCUCUCCAAUGCCUCCAUCUUCUCCUCGUCCGUGGACUCCCUCUCGGACAUCGCAGACACACCUGACUUCCUGCCCGCUGACAGCCUCAACCAGGUGCCCACCAUCUGGGACGUGAGCACUGGCCCCUCCACCCAUGACAAGCUGUUUCUGCCCAGUGGGCCUUUUACAGGCCUUGAGGACCCUGUGUCCUCCCUCCCCAGCACGCCACUUCUUGUCAGCUAUCAGUCUCAGAGUCAGCCUGAGGAGGAGGACGAGGCCGAGGAGGAUGAGGCAGAGGAGCUGGGCCACGCAGAGACCUACGCCGACUACGUGCCGUCCAAGUGUGAGUGUCCUGCGGGAGGAAAGCCCCAGCAGGCGACUUCUGGACAGCACAGCCUCAGGCAGCCUGCGUUGUCCGGCCAGGGGUGCCGGGUUCCUGGGGCCCCUGAAGGUUCCCUGCCAGGGUACCUUAAACCGCAAAGACAGGUGUGGGAACUGCGGUGGUUCUGUGACCGGGGUUGUCAUCCUUGCUUCCCACAAAUCCGGAGACAGGCGGAGGCUGUAGCCGAGAGGCAGGCCGCCUUCCCGCGCCUCCUACGCGGGAGGGUUUUGUGGGUCCACCGCGUUCAUGCAGACCGCUCCCGCAGCCGGGCACCUGACAAGGGGCCUGCAGGGGACCUUCGGGCUCUAUCCCUCUGGGAUCCGCCCUCGUUCCCACAGUGGAGCCCGGCCAGCCUGGUCAUACUGAUGGAUGAGGAGGGGCCCCUGCGAGUCCUUGGUCUGUUCAAAGCUCCCACAAGCCAGAAGCAGCAGCAAAGUCACAGUGCGUCUGGGUGCCAGGCGACACCCCUGCAGCCCCAGCCAGAAAAGCAGCAGCAUGAACCUGAGGCACAGGGCUGCCCACUGGCCCCCAGCCAACCUUAG